AUGCCAGCAACUAUACAACCACUCACUCCCCCAGCGGGAUCAAACAUUAACUUCGGCGCUGUCAUUAACAACAUCGAUCUUGAGAAUCUAACAGACGAAACCUUCUCCACAAUCCACUCUGCCCUUUACAAUCACCAAGUAGUAAUCUUCAAAAACCAACACCACCUCUCCCCGAAAGCCCAAUACCUCCUCACCCAACGCUUCGACCCUUCAUCCACCCAAUACGGACACGGCAAAACAAUUGACGCAAAGCGGAGUAUCCUGCACCCAGACCUGAAGACCGUGCCACAUCAACCCCAAGUUCAAAUCAUUGGUCAUGGCUUCAUCGACUCCUACGAAGGGCUAUCCAAUUUCCAGUUGAAACACCCACAUCACAAGACUUUCCACCGCGAUGCGAUUCCUCCGGAAGAAGAUUAUGAUUUCACCCGGUUUUAUAGAUGGCAUAUUGACGCUGCGCUAUAUGAGUACUAUCCACCAAAGGUGACGACGUUGCUUGCCGUUAAGGUACCGAAGGGUCGACGACAGACGCUGCGGUAUGAUGAUGGCUCGGAUGAGACGUUGGAUGUGCCUCUCGGCACGACGGCCUUUGUCAAUGGAGAACGCAUGUUUGAGAUGUUAUCCGCUGAGGAUAAGGAGUUUGUGUUAGGGAGUAAAGUUGAAUAUGCGCCUCACCCAUACAUCUGGAUGAGUCCCGCCCACUCCCGUCCUACAGGACUAGGCCUCUGCUCCGAAGGCCUCGAACUACCCGAAUCCGAGCUCCCGCCCAUCGACCAAUCAAAGAUCAUGAUCCUACCCAUGGUCUGGAAGAACCCUGUGACAGGAAAGCCAGCGCUCCAGAUCCACCCCUCGGCUGUACGGAAGAUCCACCAGAAAGAUGGAUCCGUUAUCGAUGAUCUAGCCCGUGUGCGGGAGGUUGUCUACCGGUUGCAGCGGCCGGCUAUCAGCCCGAAGCAUGUCUAUGCGCAUGAUUGGGAAGAGGGUGACCUAGUUUUGUUCCAUAACCGGGGUGUGUUGCAUUCAGUGGUGGGGGCGUUUGGGGAUGAUGAGGUGAGACUGUUUAGACAGUGUAAUCUAGCGGCGGGAGAGGCUCCGGUUGGGAUGAGUGAUUAA
Molecule: messenger RNA, 1110 nt
Organism: Aspergillus pseudotamarii
Lineage: Eukaryota; Fungi; Ascomycota; Eurotiomycetes; Eurotiales; Aspergillaceae
Product: TauD/TfdA dioxygenase family protein
Exons: 3
Coding region: 1-1110 (369 amino acids)
Molecular function (GO): oxidoreductase activity
Source: RefSeq, a predicted model, not a curated record